Messenger RNA from Trichobilharzia regenti, 1194 nucleotides. The record is from the annotation of a GenBank genome assembly. Lineage: Eukaryota; Metazoa; Platyhelminthes; Trematoda; Strigeidida; Schistosomatidae.
GUCUGGUUGAAGGUCGUGACACUUUUAAGAAGAAUGGUUUCGUCUGAAGAAGCGGUUGUUGGAGUUGCACACCUCACAAAAACAUCGGAGUCACCUUGGGUUGAGAAAUAUAGACCAAUUGAAUUGAAGGAUAUAGUGGGGAAUGAGAACACAAUCUGUCGUUUAUCCGUCUUUGCUCGAGAGGGAAACUUACCAAAUAUUAUAAUAGCUGGUCCUCCGGGUUGUGGAAAGACAACAAGUAUCCUGUGUUUGGCUCGAACACUUCUGAAGGAUGCUUAUAGAGAUGCAGUUCUGGAAUUAAACGCAUCGAACGAUAGAGGAAUCGAGGUGGUUAGGACCAAAAUCAAGAUGUUCGCCCAAAAGAAGGUGACGCUUCCUGAAGGUAGACAAAAGAUAAUUAUCCUCGAUGAAGCUGACAGUAUGACUGAGGGUGCUCAACAGGCUCUUCGACGAAUUAUGGAGUUAUAUUCGCGGACAACCCGUUUCGCGUUGGCUUGUAACGAUUCAUCUAAGCUCAUUGAGCCGAUACAAUCAAGAUGUGCUGUUCUGCGUUAUGCUCGUUUAACGUCACCUCAAAUUAUGGCUCGCUUGCUAGAAGUUUCACGAGCUGAAGGAGUCUCCUACACAGAGGAAGGUUUAGAAGCUAUCGUAUUUACGGCGGAUGGUGAUAUGAGACAGGCCUUAAACAAUUUACAGUCAACUUAUCAAGGUUUUGGAAUGGUUAGCAGUGAUAAUGUCUUCAAGGUAUGUGAUGAACCACAUCCAAUGCUGAUUAAACAGUUACUAGACCAUUGUACUAAGGGUGAAUUGUCUGCUGCUCAUAAGAUUCUACGUCAUUUAUGGACAUUGGGUUAUUCAGCUGAAGACAUUAUCACUAUCACUUUCCGUGUCUUAAAAAAUCAUCCAAUGGAAGAAUACUUAAAAUUAGGAUUUGUAAAGGAAGUUGGUCUUACUCACCUACGUAUAUCUGAAGGAUUGGGUACAUAUCUUCAGUUAGCAGGUCUACUUGCUCGUCUUUGUAAAGUAGUGCUGCCUAAAUGAACUUGAAUAUACACAUGUUCACAGUGGAACAUUUGCUGGGCAUGCUUUUGUACAGACACUUAAGAUUUUUAUGUCUCUAUUUCUAAGUGUUAUGACAUUUCAGAUUUUGUUUAACAACACGCAAUUAAAUAUACAAAAUUUCUUACCUAUUGA